Messenger RNA from Protopterus annectens (West African lungfish), 1425 nucleotides. Its product is annotated as ras association domain-containing protein 8-like. The coding region runs from base 1 to 1425 and encodes 474 amino acids. Lineage: Eukaryota; Metazoa; Chordata; Ceratodontiformes; Protopteridae. The transcript has 4 exons. The record is from RefSeq and is a predicted model, not a curated record. Gene Ontology annotation, biological process: signal transduction.
AUGGAGCUGAAGGUAUGGGUUGAUGGUGUACAGAGGACUGUAUGUGGCGUCAGUGAGAACACUACAUGUCAAGAAGUGGUAGUUGCACUUGCACAAGCCAAAGGUCGCACAGGGUGUUACAUUCUAAAGGAAAAAUUUAAAGAAUUUGAGAGGAACGUGACACCAGAAGAAAAACUACUGCAGUCUCUCAACAAAUAUGGGCAACAAGUUAAUAAUGUUCAACUAAUACUAAACCGCAAAGGACCUUCUGUGAUUGAAAGACUGAUUCCAGAAAGCAGAAGCAAAAAGGAUGAAAAAAAUAUUCACUGGCAAAGCCUUCCACCCCUCUCAAAGUUGAGGAAUAAAACCGAAUCGAACACCGAAAUUAAGAAACUACACAGAAAAACCUUUACCUUUGCAGAAGAGGCAAGGAGUUGGAAAGAAUCAUUCAGCAGUUUCAGGGGAAACAAAACCACUGCAAAAAAUCAAAAAACUGUGCAAAAUAAUAAGAGUAGCAUCUUAGACUAUACUGGAGAUGUAAAUGAGUUAAUUCCUCUAAGACGGGAUACUCAGUUGUUGCAAUCACAAAAUGAUACCAAACGAGGAAAAAAUUUUAUAAAGAAUGAUACACUAAAUGAAACUGAAUCUAACUCUAGCCAAAAAGAGGUAGAGAAACUUAUUAAAUACAUUAAUUCUCAGCAAACUCAGAUUGAUUCUGUCAAUUCUCAACUACAAAGUAUGGAACUAGAGAUCCAGAAAUGGGAGGAAACUAAUCAGACAGACUGCCAACACAAUAUUGACAGACUUGAAAAGCUGAUUAACAGCAGAAUGGCUGAAGCUGAAGAAUUAGAAUUCUGGGAAAAUGAGUUGAAAGCAGAGGAAGUCCACCAAAAAGAUCUGAAGGACCAAUUUAAAGAGCUAAAUAACAAAGUCCUGGAAUGCGAGAAGAAGCUACAGGUAUGCACACACAGAUUGUCUAGACUAGAUAAUGAUAUCAAAUCUUAUAUUAUGAUGCAGAUUUCAAAACUGGCAGAUGAGUUUGCUUUAAAGUUUACAGAGGCCACAGUGCCAGAUAAAAAUGGGGCUCUAACAAAUCUAAUUGGUCUGAGGUCCUCUGUAUUUUUGGGCACUAAAGAGAUGUGCAAAUUCCGAAUCCUCUUUGGUCUGCUUCCAUCUCCAAACACUGAUGCUGCUUCUGCUUCUCCUCAGCCAUCAAAUGAUUUGAUUCCAGUUGCAGUCUCUCCUCGGUCUCCAAACUCUUGGCUUCCAGUUCAAACUGAUGCUGUCUCUUCUCAGCUUCCAGUUAGAGUCCCCUCAACUCCAAAUGAAUUUUUAAGUCCUCUGAAGAAAAGGUACACUAUUUUGUCUCAGAAAGCUGCUUAUCUCCAACACCAAACUGGAUAUCUUCCGAGUUUCUGGUUUGCUCCACAGCUAAGGCUGAGAUAA